Messenger RNA from Penicillium longicatenatum, 1032 nucleotides. Its product is annotated as zinc-binding alcohol dehydrogenase family protein. Gene Ontology annotation, molecular function: oxidoreductase activity, acting on NAD(P)H. Lineage: Eukaryota; Fungi; Ascomycota; Eurotiomycetes; Eurotiales; Aspergillaceae. The record is from RefSeq and is a predicted model, not a curated record. Bases 1 to 1032 code for a protein of 343 amino acids. The transcript has 2 exons.
AUGAAGGCCAUCAUCUACACCGAACCCAAGCAGACCCGUCUGGUCACCGACCGGCCUUUGCCUAAACUCCGCGAAAACACUGUAAUUGUCAAAGUGGCAGCCGUGGCUUUGAAUCCGACCGACUGGAAGCAUGUUCACUUUGGGAUGGCAAAAGAAGGAUGCAUCCUCGGUGUGGACUAUGCAGGUACUGUUGAGCAAAGCAACUCCCCCGAAUGGCAAAAGGGCGAUCGUAUCUGCGGAUUCGUGCACGGAGGAAACUCCGUCAACCCCGACGAUGGAUCAUUUGCCGAGUACAUCGUUGCGCCUUUAUCCACUGCCAUGAGGAUGCCCGAAGGUGUCUCGAUGGAAGCUGCAUCCACUCUCGGAUGUGGCAUCACCACCGUCGGACAAGGACUUUUCGAAGUUGGAUAUGGACUUGGUCUCAACACGCCUUCUGACCCAAUUCAGAAUGCGGAGCCACUCUUGAUCUAUGGAGGAAGUUCUGCGACUGGCUCAUUGGGUAUUCAGUUGGCCAAAGAGGCCGGGUACUCUGUUCUCACCACCUGUUCUCCCAAGAACUUCGAAAUGGUUCGUGCCCGCGGUGUAACGGAAGCCUUCGACUCGAACGAUCCCGAGGUGGGCAAGAAGAUCAACGCGUAUACCAAGAACUCUCUGCGAUUUGCGUGGGAUUGUAUUGGAACCGAAAGUGCGGCUCAGGCCUGCGCAGACGCGCUCACCACCAAUCCCGGGGCACGAUUUGGCACCAUCCGGGGUCCUAAGCUUCCUCGGGACGACGUGAAGUAUACGGCAACGAUGGCCUAUGUGGGUAUUGGCGAAGACUUUGAAAAGGGCGGGAAAUGGACCCGAGGCAACGGAGAACAUGCCCGGUGGCAGUACAAGGUGUGGAAGAUCGCCCACGAUUUGCUUGCUGCGGGCAAGCUCCAGGUUCACCCGAUUCGGAUUGGUAAUGGUGGACUGGAGGGUGUUUUGAAUGGCCUGAAGGAACUCGAGGCAGGGACAGUCUCUGGAGAAAAGCUGGUUUAUGUUUUUUGA